This is a messenger RNA of Harpegnathos saltator (Jerdon's jumping ant), 2645 nucleotides long. RefSeq lists its product as uncharacterized. The record is from RefSeq and is a predicted model, not a curated record. Bases 125 to 2014 code for a protein of 629 amino acids. Lineage: Eukaryota; Metazoa; Arthropoda; Insecta; Hymenoptera; Formicidae. The transcript is spliced from 6 exons.
UAACUAAAAUCAGUUUCCGAAGCCGAUUUUGAAAUAGGCCUACAGGAUGUUUCAUUAGCAGUGAUACCAUUUCCAAAUCACGAAUAGAUUAAUUGCUAGUGUAAUGCAACAUUAAGUUUAUAAGAUGGAAAGAGCCUUGAAGAGAUUGCUGCGGAUAUAUCCAGUAGCGCGUAAUUGGAUAACUUUGUCAAAUUAUAUGGCACCAUUGCAAUCUGUGCAGAAUGUAUCACAGAUGUAUAGCACUAAUUUAACAGAUUGUUCACAAUUGGAAGAUGCUAAUAGGUCAUUGAUGGGAAGAAAUAUGUACAAUAAUCUUAAAAAACUACAAGAACCUAUAAAAAUAUUAGAAUUAGCAGCAACAAAUUAUACAAACAUGUCUCUGCAUGAUGCACUUAAUACCUUAACUGCAUUAUUCAAAGUUUCUAAAAUGAAGAAUGACAUAUCUAGUACAAAUCAUUUAGGUUUUGUACGUUUGUGCGAAAUAUUAAAUAGAGAUAUUAGACGCAUGAAAAUAUUAGAUGUCAUUGAAAGUCUGAAAAUACUUAUAUAUUUUCAGACACAAAGCAAUACACUCUUAAUUCAGUCACUGUUACAAAUGAUUAGAGGAAACAUAAAUGAAAUGUCUCUCAACAAUAUAAUCUUUACAACUUUCUUAUUAAAUAAAUUAGAAAGUACACCAUUGAGAGAUGCUUUAUUGAUAGCUCUGCCUAUGGUAUUUGAAACGCAAUUACCAACAAAAUUAGAUACAGAUGACCUGCCUCUACUGUUAUGGUCAUUAAGAUUCAUAAUUGAAUAUAAUAUACAAAAUUCAGAUGUGUAUGAUAUAAUUUUCAAAUCAUUGUGGAAGCAAGAAAAUAAUUUAAAUAUAUCAGCAGCCAAAUCUAUCUUCUACAGCUUGUGCCACAUAUCUGAAUUAUCUCCAAUAGCUUGUGAACUUUUGUCUAAAGUACAAAAUAUUCUUAUAUCCAUGGCAAAAGAAUUAAAUAUUCAAGAAAUAACAAUGAUAUGUACAAAGUUAUCAGUUAUUGUUGUAAGCAACAGACAUGGAUCUAUAUUUUACAAUGAGAUAUUUCUAGAUGCUCUUGUUAAUUCAGCAUUAUCUUCUAAUAUUAAUUUUGUAAAAGGCAUCUACAUACUCAAAAUAUUAAAUGAUUUCAACCAUGUACAUAUACCUUUCUUAGAGUAUUUGGCAGCAAGAUGCUUUGAAAAUCAAAGUUUGUUGAAAGAUAUGACAUUCCAUAAGAUGUCAAUUUUCCUAGAAGGACUUGUUAACGCUGAUUAUAAGCCAUUAUUUUGGGAUACUAUUAAAGACACAAUAAUGGAGAAUAUCAAAAUAGAUAAUGGACCUUAUAAUAGAUUGUUUAUUAGACUUGCUCUGCAUCUGGUCGCGUUAGAUUGUUACAGUUCAAAUUUACUCAACUAUGUCUUCUCUAUAUUUAUAAGAAACAAUGAACCAUUGAGAGAUGUGUAUACUAGAGAAAUAUUACUUUUGUACCAAAGUGUUAAAACCUUGUAUCCUAUGUAUAAUGGAUCAUGGCCACAAGAACAUUUACUUGAAUAUGCUAAUACAAUUAAAUUGAUACCACCUACAUAUUCUCUCCAACCAGGAUUGGAACGAGCAUUAGGUGGUCCACAGUAUGUUCAUAAUAAUUUAAGAACAAAACUUGGUCAUUAUAUCGACCAUGUGGUUGUGAUGAGAAAAGGUGGAUAUCCUAUUGCAAUUAAUAUAGAUAGUCCUAAUAAUAAUGUUAUCUACAUUGAGGAUUUACAAACUCCAAGUGAAAGUCAGAUGAUAUUUAUUUUCAAUUUACCUGAUACUGCAUAUGCUGUCAACUCACAAAGAUUAAAAAGUACAUGGGCGUUAAAAAUAAAAUCCAUAGAAGCGCUAACGAAGUCCAAUACAAUUAUUAUAAAUUCAAGUUGUUGGAUGAAGCUUCCUGAACACGAAAGAAUUCCCUAUUUAAUGCAAGCUAUAAGGUUAAAAUGUGAUGAUUUUUUAGUUUCAACGAAUUAAAUUUUGUGUCACGAUUGAUAAUAUAAAUUGAACAUAAUUGAUUAAAAAAAUAUGCUUAUCAAUGAUACUGUUGUUGAAAUAUUUUUAUAGAUAUGUAUGAUUCUGUAUUAAUAGUUGUAAAUAUUGUAAAAUAAUUGUAUCUUAAUCAGAUAUCCAGACUGACAGAUAAAAGUCCAUGCAAUAUAGAAAGUGUCUUGAAAAAUAUAAAAUGAGAAACAAAUUAUUUAUAUUUAGUUAUUAACGAUUGUCGUAAGUUACUCUAUUAUUUUCCUUCAGUUUGCAAAUUUAAUUUUUAAAUGCAGUUUUUCGUCAUUAAGGUCUCCUCAAGAUCUAAAUAUAAUGCAUUAUGAAAAAAGGGUGUAUAUUCAACAAAUUAUCUAUAUAACAAUUUAUUCGUAUGAAAAUAUUUAUAAUACAUCAACAAUGAAAUGUAUAAUACUGGAUUCUACGUAUAUGUUAUAUACCAUCUGAACAGUUUUAUAACAAAAUGAAAGACGUGGAAAUCCAGAAAGUUAGUAUAAUAAAAAUAUUUUGUAUAUACACGUUGAGACAAUAUGUAUGUAGAUAAUAGAUUAAAUGUAUAUAGAUAUCACAAAAAAGAAUAUAAAUUUUUGUGAUCUUUCAACUAGUA